Molecule: messenger RNA, 4120 nt
Organism: Danio aesculapii
Lineage: Eukaryota; Metazoa; Chordata; Actinopteri; Cypriniformes; Danionidae
Product: inactive dipeptidyl peptidase 10-like
Exons: 36
Coding region: 25-3270 (1081 amino acids)
Biological process (GO): proteolysis
Molecular function (GO): serine-type peptidase activity; dipeptidyl-peptidase activity
Source: RefSeq, a predicted model, not a curated record
UCAGUGUCUCCCUCCGGAUCCUGGAUGAAUCAGACGGCCAGUGUUUCUCACCCGGUCAGAUGUCGGUCCUCCAGGAGCAUCGCAGACCUGGGUGGCAUGAGUCCUCCUCAGAGGAACUGGAAGGGCAUUGCCAUCGCUCUGCUGGUCAUUCUGGUGGUGUGUUCACUGAUUACCAUGUCUGUGAUCCUCCUCACUCCAGUGGACUCUCCGCCCGGCAGUGACACUAAGCUGACAGUAGAUGACCUCUUCAGCACAGAUUUCCUCAGUCUGGACCCCGAGGCUCGCUGGAUCAACGAGUCGGAGGUGAUUUACAGAAACCACAACGGACACGUGAUCAGAUUCAACAUCCUGACCAACGAGACGGAGAUCGUGCUGAAGAACUCCACGUUUGACACUUUCAAAGCCACCAGAUACUCCAUCAGCCCCGAUAUGAAGUAUGUGCUGUUCGCCUACAACGUCAAGCAGAUUUACCGGCACUCCUUCACAGCCUCUUACAUCAUUUACAGCGUUCAGACCAGGGAGGUUCUGCAGCUGGAUCCUCCAGAGGUGUUGAACUCUAAACUGCAGCAUGCGGCGUGGGGCGUUCAGGGUCAGCAGCUGGUGUAUAUAUUUGAAAAUAAUAUUUACUAUCAGUCGGACGUCAGGAGUAACUCGCUCAGACUGACAUCAUCAGGGAAGGAGGGCGUGGUCUAUAACGGCAUCGCUGAUUGGCUGUAUGAAGAGGAGGUGCUGCACACACACGUGGCCCACUGGUGGUCUCCUGAUGGCGAGCGCUUGGCCUUUCUGGUCCUGAAUGACAGUCUGGUGCCCAACAUGGCACUGCCCACCUUCACCGGCUCAGCUUACCCCAAAGGCAAACAGUACCCGUACCCGAAGGCCGGUCAGCCCAACCCCAUGGUCAAACUGUUCGUGGUCAAUCUGUACGGCCCAACACACACACUGGAGCUCACACCGCCAGACGAGCUCAAGCUCAGGGAGCAUUAUGUGGUGAUGGUGAAGUGGAUCAGUAAGACCAAGACAGCGGUGCGCUGGUUAAACCGACCACAGAACGUCUCCGUGCUUACUGUGUGUGACUCCAGCACUGGAGCCUGCAUCAAGAGGCACGAGGAAACCUCAGACCUGUGGCUGUCCAGACAGAAUCAGGAGCCGUUCUUCUCCAGAGACGCCGCACGCUUCUUCCUGACCGUCCCCGUGAAGCAGGGCGGACGCGGAGACUUCCAGCACAUCGCCAUGUUCACCGCUCAGAUGCGGGCAGACCAGAAUGAGGUGCGGCACCUGACGUCCGGGAACUGGGAGGUGACGCAGAUUCUGGCGUAUGAUGAGAACACACAGAGCCUAUACUUCCUGAGCACUGAGGGCUCCCCGACCCGCCGGCAGCUCCACAGUGUGUCUGCAGUGGGUUUGUUUCCUCGCCGAUGUCUGACCUGUGAGCUCAAUAAAGCUCACUGCACAUUCUUCAGCGCCACUUUCAGCCCUACCAACCAGCAUGUGCUGCUGCACUGCAAAGGUCCCGGUGCACCCACAGUGAUCAUACACACCCUUAACACUGCCAAUUAUUAUAUCCUGGAGAACAACUCUGUGCUGAAAGCGGCGCUCCGACACAAGCGCAUCCAGCUGCUGGAGUUCAGGAGCAUCCAGACCGACCACUUUGAGCUGCCGCUAAAGAUUGCCUAUCCUCCUGACUUCUCUGAGUCCCGCAGCUACGCCCUCCUGCUGAUGAUUGAUGCUGCCCCCGGUGGCCAGCAGGUGGAUGAGCGGUUCUCUCUGGACUGGGACUCGGUGCUGGUCAGCUCAGAUGGUGUGAUCGUGGCUCGCCUGGACGGCAGAGGAAGUGGUUUCCAGGGCCAGAAGGUUUUACAGGAAGUGCACAAGCGUCUGGGAGCGGUGGAGCUGCAGGACCAGCUGGCGGCGCUGGAGUUCCUGCUGAAGUUUCCGUACAUCGACCGCAGCAGAGUGGGUGUGUUUGGUCGGGGUUACGGGGGAUACAUCGCACUUCUGCUGAUUAAAUCCACUGAGAAACUGUUCAGAUGUGCUGCCGCCAUGUCUCCUGUGAGCGACUGGAGCCUGUACGCUUCUGCCUUUUCUGAGCGCUAUCUGGGUUUCCCACUUCAGGACGACAGCAGGUACCAGUUCUCCAGUCUCCUGCAGAAUCCACAGGGCUUCAGAGACCAGACGCUCAUGCUGCUGCACGCCACUGCAGACGCACUGAGGGCUCACCCGACCCGCCGGCAGCUCCACAGUGUGUCUGCAGUGGGUUUGUUUCCUCGCCGAUGUCUGACCUGUGAGCUCAAUAAAGCUCACUGCACAUUCUUCAGCGCCACUUUCAGCCCUACCAACCAGCAUGUGCUGCUGCACUGCAAAGGUCCCGGUGCACCCACAGUGAUCAUACACACCCUUAACACUGCCAAUUAUUAUAUCCUGGAGAACAACUCUGUGCUGAAAGCGGCGCUCCGACACAAGCGCAUCCAGCUGCUGGAGUUCAGGAGCAUCCAGACCGACCACUUUGAGCUGCCGCUAAAGAUUGCCUAUCCUCCUGACUUCUCUGAGUCCCGCAGCUACGCCCUCCUGCUGAUGAUUGAUGCUGCCCCCGGUGGCCAGCAGGUGGAUGAGCGGUUCUCUCUGGACUGGGACUCGGUGCUGGUCAGCUCAGAUGGUGUGAUCGUGGCUCGCCUGGACGGCAGAGGAAGUGGUUUCCAGGGCCAGAAGGUUUUACAGGAAGUGCACAAGCGUCUGGGAGCGGUGGAGCUGCAGGACCAGCUGGCGGCGCUGGAGUUCCUGCUGAAGUUUCCGUACAUCGACCGCAGCAGAGUGGGUGUGUUUGGUCGGGGUUACGGGGGAUACAUCGCACUUCUGCUGAUUAAAUCCACUGAGAAACUGUUCAGAUGUGCUGCCGCCAUGUCUCCUGUGAGCGACUGGAGCCUGUACGCUUCUGCCUUUUCUGAGCGCUAUCUGGGUUUCCCACUUCAGGACGACAGCAGGUACCAGUUCUCCAGUCUCCUGCAGAAUCCACAGGGCUUCAGAGACCAGACGCUCAUGCUGCUGCACGCCACUGCAGACGCUAAUGUUCAUUUCCAGCACACGGCGGAGCUCAUCAAGAACCUGGUGAAGGUGGGAGCGAAUUACACACUGCAGAUUUAUCCAGAUGAGGGUCAUUUCCUGUCCCGGAGCAGCGAGCGGCACGCGGCCUCCACUCUGAGCAGCUACUACAGAUCCUGCCUGCAGGAGGAAGUGCUGGAGAUCAGGGAAGAGGAAGAGGAAGAGGAAGAGUAGAGGAUCACUGACACACACACACACACACACUUCAGGACAGGGGGACACACUGGACAUCCAGAGCAGAACACUCAGAUAAACAGAGAGACAAGUGUGUGUGUGUGUGUGUGUGAGAGAGAGAGUGUGUAAAUAUAUGCAUGUGUGUUUCUGACAGGAUGUGUGUGUAAGAGAGAAAGAGUGUAUGCAUGAGUGUGUUUAUGGAAGAGAGCGUGUGUGUUUGUGUGAGUUAGUGCGACUGUGUGUGAGUGAUGAGAGAAAUGUGUGUGUACUGGAGAGAGAGAGAGAGUGUGUGCAUGCUUUACAAAGUGUGCAUAUUACAGUGUGUGUGUGUGCGUAUGCUGGAGAGAGAAAGGUGUGUUUGUGAGUGUGUGUGUUGGAGAGAGCAAGAGUGUGUGUAUAUCUGUGUGUGUGUGUGUGUGUGUGAGGGUUUCCGUGUACUUGGCCUCUGGAUCAUUAUCACUGGACGUGGACUCUGGAAUAUUUCACAUGUCAUUAAUCACUAAGAUCUGAUUGGCUGAAGCGUUGGCCAAUCACAGCACAGACUGUGGGUCUGGCGGCUCCAGCCUCUGCAUGGUCCUUUUGCUUUGCCUCACGUCAUUUUCCACUUCCUGUCCUCAGUUUUUGGCCUUCUGGAGGAACAGCGUUCAGCUCUGGAGGAUUCAUACACGCACUGCAUUCUGGGCCGGGUCUGCUGUGUGUAUCAGACAUAUGAAGUGUGUCUCUGGAGGGCUUUUAUAUCUCUGAAUGUUUAGUUUUCUGUGGGUGUACGGGUGUGUGAGGGGUUUGGGUUGAUUGUUACUGUUCUCUAGUUCUGACAGCCAUGUCUAUAAAUAAACGAGUCCAAAACCAA